AGAGUAAGAUAGAAAUAGAGAGAGAGGGAGUAAGAGACUGUUUUUAGUUUUUUCAAAAUUUUUAUAAACAAACAAAAUGGCCGAGCGGAGCCCACCGCGUAUACAAACGGAAAGCUUGCAGGAGGACGACAGCAAUAAGGAGAACAACAGUGAGAACUUCGAACCAAUAAAGAAAAAACCUAAAGUAGAGUGUAGCAAUCAGAUCGAAGGAAGCGAACAGUACAAGCUCGAAGAAAGACUCUGUGGUAUUCUUUGCUGUGCUGUCUGCCUCGACCUUCCCCGAAUCUGCUACCAGUGCAUUAAUGGCCACUUAAUGUGUGCUGGUUGUUUUAACCAUCUUCUUGCUGAUGGAAGGUUGAAAGAUGAAACUGCAACAUGUCCAAACUGUCGCUGUGAGAUUACAAAAGCAACCUGUUCUCGUAAUUUGGCUGUAGAGAAAGCAGCAUCUGAGUUGCCAACUGAUUGUCAGUACUGUCAGCAGCAACUUCCACGACAUCUGAUAUUACAGCAUGAAGGUCAUCUAUGUCAGGAGAGGCCGAGUUCGUGCAAAUAUGCCCAGCUUGGGUGCCCUUGGCGUGGUCCAUACCAUGAACUCAAAGAGCAUGAAGAAAACUGCAGUCACCCUCAAAAAACUGGCAUUGAACUUAUGGAUGCCUUACAGGCAAUUGAUAAACAAAAUACAGAACAACUGAAACUCUAUGAAGAUAUAUUUGCACUGCUCUCUUAUGAGAAAAUAACAUUCAAUGAUCUCCAGUUACGACCCUUUAGAACUGACGAUUUCAUCACCAAACUCUUUUAUGAGACAAGUCGUUUCUCAUCCUUCCAGCAUCAGUGGGUUUUGAAAGCCCGGGUCGACCACGACCAGAAAGAUCCAACUCACAGUAGUAAACGCACUCUCAGUUACCAACUGGUUCUAAAAAGCCGAACAAGUAACCCUCUGAAAGUCUUGUUCAUGGCCCUGAAAGGACCUUACGGGGAUUUGAAUGUGACCCCAUAUGUCUAUGAGUUUGAGUUCUCAAACGAUUCUACAGAAAGUGAAUACCAUACACUACCCACAGUCGAUGUUCUUGAAUGCAACAAACUCCUUGCUUCUAAAACCAUUAAUGUUCGGCUUGUUCUGUUCUUGGUGCAACAAUGAUUUUGAUUACAAAGAAAUCUAGCAAAUUCUAAACAAAAUUAAGAGAAAAGCAAACUGCAUAAUUUGAAAGACCUUAUAUGUUUUUUUUCUCCUCAGCAAUGUUAAUUACUGUGUGAUAGAAAUGGAAUAUAUUAUUACUACUUUUAGUAAAAACCGUAAAAAGAAAGAAAAAAAAAAUGUAAUUUAAUAAACAACUAUUUCUGAAUGAAGAAACUUUUCUAUUAAUGGUUUCAAAAAAGAUCUAAGACAUUUUUCUUUCACACCGAGUGAUGAUGUUGAUUGAAAAAUGAAUUUAGAGAGAAAAAAAAAAAAUUUAAAUUAAUAAAAAAAAAAAAUGAGAAAAAAUUGUUGAUAUUCAUGUAAAAGUACUUUAAAUUUUGCUGUUGAUAUUUAUACCCUUGAUUUAUGACAUUUU
This is a messenger RNA of Octopus sinensis (East Asian common octopus), 1553 nucleotides long. Its product is annotated as cysteine and histidine-rich protein 1. Bases 77 to 1138 code for a protein of 353 amino acids. The transcript is spliced from 4 exons. The record is from RefSeq and is a predicted model, not a curated record. NCBI's taxonomy places the organism in Eukaryota, Metazoa, Mollusca, Cephalopoda, Octopoda, Octopodidae. Gene Ontology annotation, cellular component: nucleus.